This is a messenger RNA of Pseudoliparis swirei, 4734 nucleotides long. RefSeq lists its product as uncharacterized. Lineage: Eukaryota; Metazoa; Chordata; Actinopteri; Perciformes; Liparidae. The record is from RefSeq and is a predicted model, not a curated record. Bases 24 to 1133 code for a protein of 369 amino acids. The transcript is spliced from 2 exons.
UGAGUGACCAGGUUGUUGUCCCGAUGAUGAGUGAACAGGUUGUUGUCCCGAUGAUGAGUGACCAUAUUGUUGUCCCGAUGGUAAGUGAACAGGUUGUUGUCCUGAUGAUGAGUGACCAGGUUGUUGUCCCGAUGAUGAGUGAACAGGUUGUUGUCCCGAUGAUGAGUGACCAUAUUGUUGUCCCGAUGGUAAGUGACCAGGUUGUUGUCCCGAUGAUGAGUGACCAGGUUGUUGUCCCGAUGAUGAGUGAACAGGUUGUUGUCCCGAUGAUGAGUGACCAUAUUGUUGUCCCGAUGGUAAGUGACCAGGUUGUUGUCCCGAUGAUGAGUGACCAUAUUGUUGUCCCGAUGGUAAGUGAACAGGUUGUUGUCCCGAUGAUGAGUGACCAUAUUGUUGUCCCGAUGGUAAGUGACCAGGUUGUUGUCCCGAUGAUGAGUGACCAUAUUGUUGUCCCGAUGGUAAGUGACCAGGUUGUUGUCCCGAUGGUAAGUGACCAGGUUGUUGUCCCGAUGAUGAGUGACCAUAUUGUUGUCCUGAUGAUGAGUGACCAUAUUGUUGUCUCGAUGGUAAGUGAACAGGUUGUUGUCCCGAUGGUAAGUGACCAGGUUGUUGUCCCGAUGAUGAGUGACCAGGUUGUUGUCCCGAUGAUGAGUGACCAGGUUGUUGUCCUGAUGAUGAGUGACCAUAUUGUUGUCUCGAUGGUAAGUGAACAGGUUGUUGUCCCGAUGAUGAGUGACCAUAUUGUUGUCUCGAUGGUAAGUGAACAGGUUGUUGUCCUGAUGAUGAGUGACCAUAUUGUUGUCUCGAUGGUAAGUGACCAUAUUGUUGUCCCGAUGGUAAGUGAACAGGUUGUUGUCCCGAUGAUGAAUGACCAUAUUGUUGUCUCGAUGGUAAGUGACCAGGUUGUUGGCGACGAGGGGGAGCGCCCUUUCUACCAUAACCCUGAGCUUCUACCUCUGUCCAAACUAAGCAUGCGAGCAGUGCUACUGCCACAAAAGAGGCGACAUCCCAGUGCUUUGCCAUGGUUCAACAGCAGUUUGACCCAGACAGUCCCCAAGUGUACAGCUUGCUGCCACAUUUAUACAUGUCCAGGAGUGAUGUUUAAAAAAAAAAAAAAUCCUCAGGCAGAAUAACCACCAAUGACAGCUUCCUAUCUUUUCAAUAGCCACUUAAAAGCUUCAGGGGUGUAUUGUCAUGUUUUUAAUAUAUAAUUUAGGGGGAUGAUUUGACAAGCCUUUUAGCAACGUCACCAGAUCAGACACGUGUCCUGUUAGAUCAGGUCACCUUUUAUUAAAGGUCUUUGUGACCUCAAAAGUUAUUUGUCCACAAAUGUUUAUUUUGCAAGUGCAAAAUGGUAAACAUAUUGAUCUUUUCUUUGGAUCGAUAACACAAUUUGUCAUAUGUGCUUUAUGGCGAAAUUCUUUCUUACAUAACUAUGUAGCAGUUUGCCAAAAUGAGGAGCUUUUAAUCAACUAAAAGACAACCGUGCUUUGAAGGUUAAAAUAAAUCUUUCAAUCGAGAAAGACUUUUCUCGACGUAAUAUAAUACAUACAUACGGUAUUACAUAACUAUUGUAGUUUGGGAGGUAACAGAUGAAAAAGGGCACAGUCUUUUAUGAUCUACUGGUGUGGUGGUACAUUUACUUUACCCGCUGUUAAAUCUUUUUAAGCUUCAGGCAGUGGCAGACAAAAGGAAUGCUAGAUCAGCAUGGUCACAAAUAAUACAGAUGUAUACAUCCUGCACUUAACAGAUGACCUGUCCACAUAAGUACUUUAUUACUUAACAGGAAAGAGGCAUGCAUUGAUAGUAUGCAAAAUAACAGCUUGUAUACCAGUUUCUUAACCCUUGUGUUGCCUUAGGGUCAUUUUGACCCGAAUCAAUAUUACACCCUCCCCCCGCCUUAGGAUUCAUUUGACCCCAUUCAAUGUUUAAUGUCGGUGUUCUUUCGGUAGUCAACAAACAAACAUAAAGUGCCUCACACUUAAACUUGGAAAACAAUAUUAAUUCUAAUAAUUUUCUGGAGGUUUUUAUUGCUGGCGUCAAAUUGAACCCAAAGGGUAAAAUAUGUUAGUAAAUAUAAAGGUAACAGGAGGGUGAAACAUUGAAUCGGGUCUAAAUGACCCUAAGGCAACACAAGGGUUAAGUCACUUUCUAAACUUCUUAGACCGUUGCACUGUUUUGCACUGUUUGUUUUGUACUGCACUGUUUUGUUCUUGUUUUGUAUUGUAUUGUGUUGCAAUGUAUAUUUUGUGUAAGCACACAGAGUCACUUUACCAAGACAAAUUCCUUGUUUGUGCAAACUUACUUGGCCAAUAAAAGCUGAUUCUGAUUCUGAAUUUCAGUUACUGUUAUGCUCCUCACCAUCCUCAGUUCCUGGGAGAGAUGCAGGGUUAAGAACAUUGCAGCGCUUAAAAGUUACAUUUCGUAUGUCAAGUUAGAUGGUGUGAUAACUGAGGCAUCUUGCAUAAAUGUCACACAAGUGUAACGUUUUCUCUUCAAGGAGAAUUCACGAUACUGCAUGGGGCACGAGUGAAGUUACAUAAUCAUGACCAAUAAUAUCUCUAGAGCAGACUUAGGAAUUAAACGGCCCUCGGGCCACCCGCGACCCUUUGGUUGUCGCUGACUUGCCUGGUCAAUGGGAAAUUAGGAUUAAAACGUAAAUAAGUGAACAUCAUGCACGGAAUAAAGCUGCAUUGCUUUCAUUUUGAAGGUGAAUGUUCAGUCUAUUGGUCUGUUUCUCUUAAUAGCCCACCCCUGAUCUUAAGAUAAUGGAGAUGGUUGUGGAAACGCAGGCCCACCUGCACCCAUCACCCUCUGUGAAGCCGUCAACGCUGUGGAGUCCUUCUGCUUCCUCGGCUCCACCGUAACCCAGUGUCCCCUGAACAUCAGCUCCAUCACGAGUCCAUCCUUUGCUCCUCCAUCAGCGUCUGGUUCGCUGCAGCCACUGCCGAGGACAAGGGCAGACUGCAGCGUAUCAGUUGCUCUACUGAGGGUAAUUGGCUUCUUCACCCAAAGGACUCUUGAGGCGGAUAAAAAGAUUGUAGCCAACCCUUUUCACCCCGGACAGUGAGUCCCUUCCCUCUGGCAGGAGGCUGCGGUCCAUCGUUGCCAAGACCUCUCGCCACAAAAAACGUCAUCCCAUCAGCAAUUGGGCUAAUAAACCCCAGGACGUCACCAGCUUAAUUUAAAACUAAUCAAAUACUUUAAGUUCUAAUGUUCAAAAUAUUGUACGUGGCAGCAUGAGUUCCUUCUGGGUCCUCCAACUUUCUAAGACUGGCAGCUUAGGUUCAUUGGUGAAUGUAAGUGUGAAUAUGAGUGGAAUGGGUGCGUCUAUUUGUGCCGAUAAACUGUCGACCUGUCCAGGAUGUACCAUAACCCCGGGGGAAGGCAGUCCAAUGUCAGCUUAAGCAUCCCUGAAUAGGAUAAAUCAUAGUGGAAUGGUGAUUAGUUGGAAUGCUUCAGCAGUCCAACUAUUGUUCUUCAAAUCUUUAAGAAACUUCUUCUCCUAUUUCUAUCGUACAUAUUUUGGACACUUUCUCCUCCUUCAUAUAUUAAGCUACAGAAACUGCUCGAAUAUUAAAAUAUUCAGCUCUUUGAGCUCAUGAUUGCUCUGACUUUACAUAUUUCUAACUCAACUGUUCAUAUUAUAAAUAUGUUAUGGUUAAUAAUUUGAAUGGGAUCACAAUAGAGAAAGUCUUCAACUUUAAAAGCUUCUAAGAUCUACAUACUUUCAGCAAAUUCAAUCAUUUUUUCUUUUUAAUGUUGACAACCUUCAACUUUUAUUGUACAUUUUCAGAUAUUUUUUAUCUUUCCACAUUAUCAAAUGAUUAAUAUUUUUAUGGAAUAAAUAAUGAAUAGGUUCCUAUGGAGCAAAGCUUCAAAUCCCCUUAAACAUUUUCAACAUUAAAAGCUUCAAAUGUCGGCAUACCUUUAAAAUGUUGAGAAAAUCGCUAGCUAUAAUUUUAUAGUUCAGCUUUUUUUUCAUAGCUCUUAUAGUUAUUUAACUGUCCCCGUUUUAGUUGUGUUUUUCAGCUCGUCUUGCAGUUUUCAAUGUGUGUGUGGGGAAACGUAGAGCUCUGACGUCGAUGAUAAGAGUGCAGUGCUACUUCAGAAUCUUGAAAAAAAAGAUUUGUAUAUAAUCACUACAGCCACAAUUCUUAGUCUUUAGGCAUUAUUUUCUGGUAAAGUAGUAGGGAAUCUUGUGCUUGUCGUAGACAUGUGACUAUGGAAUCCAAGUUUCCCAGAUCUUUCUAGAGAAGCCGAGGGAGCAAGUCCACAUUUUGCCCCAUUAUAUCUUUCCCUCCAAAAAGAUUUCUCAGACAAUCGUACCUGAUUUCUAAAUCGCCACAUGUCUUACCCGACAGUCCCACCAUUCACACUCUGUUCAUCAAGUCAUCCUUCCUCUCAAAACAUAUUGGUGAAAAGAAUGGCGCUAUGGUUAUCUGACAGAGUAAUAUGGUACCAUAAAUACGAGACUGGUAUAUUUAUCUAUAAUAGUAAUAAAUAAAACAUCUGUAUGUUUCACUUUUUACCAACUUUUUCAACACUUAACAAACUAGAAUGGGCACUCGGUAGAGCGCAUACCUUCGCAUAUCACAAGAUUGGGCAUUGAAUUAUGAACAUUUUGGCAUUAGUUGCAUGCCAAUUGGACAAAAAUGUAUCGUGCUAUGGUAAAAAAAGAGUUUGACCUUUCCAUGACCUUGACCUUUGACCCAAUUGAUCCCAAAAUCUAAU